AUGUCAGACCAAGCUUUCGGAACCCAUUGGCAUCGCAGCGAUGCAACGGCUCGCAGUAGCUGCCACCACGAACAUCUCGCACAAGUCAGAUAUGGUAGUCUUCCUCCUCUUUAUUUUACACCAUCCGCCCAGCAUGCCAUCCAACAAAACACACUCCUUCAUCUCGAAAGAGCACAACUCGAUAUGGGACCCGGCAAACCAUGCCCCCCAGCUCUUACGCGCGAAGUCAACAAUCUUCGGAAAGAAUUAUCUCAAGGCAUGUCUAAGGAGCGUAGAAAAGUCUUGCGGCAGCACGUAUUCAGCUUGAGGAGCGAGCGAGAGAAACGCGUGGCGGAGUUGUAUCUGGCCCGGUUCCCCGGGUUCUUGCUCGAUGAAGAUGGGCGGUUGGAUUAUGGUAUCGGAGAUUGGUUUGAGUCGGUGGUGGAGGAGGGAGACCAAGAGAGAGGAAAGCUCUGCAUAGUGAUGUAG
This is a messenger RNA of Glarea lozoyensis ATCC 20868, 468 nucleotides long. RefSeq lists its product as uncharacterized. The record is from RefSeq and is a predicted model, not a curated record. Lineage: Eukaryota; Fungi; Ascomycota; Leotiomycetes; Helotiales; Helotiaceae. The transcript has a single exon. Bases 1 to 468 code for a protein of 155 amino acids.